Fraxinus pennsylvanica is the source of this 966-nucleotide messenger RNA. NCBI's taxonomy places the organism in Eukaryota, Viridiplantae, Streptophyta, Magnoliopsida, Lamiales, Oleaceae. The record is from the annotation of a GenBank genome assembly.
AUGUUAGAUCACUCUAGAUACUGGCUAUGGUUUCUUGGAUAUCUCGGCGGCCGAGGGAAGUACGACAAUUUAUUCGGUGUAAACUUAUCGCUAAUAGCAGCCAAAAAUCCUUCAAGAUCUCUGCACAAUCACGAUACAGGCCUUGGAAGCAUAGGCGCAGCCCUGGCAAACAGUAUUUCUUAUUGGACUAAUGACAUUUUCUUGGCUCUCUAUAUCACAUUGUCACCUUCGUGCAAAAACACAUGGACUGGUUUCUCAAAAGAAGCAACACGAGAUGUCUUGAAGUUUAUCUGGCUCGCAGUUCCUUCGGCCAUUAUGGUCUGCUUGGAAAUUUGGUCAUAUGAGAUGAUGGUGCUUUUGGCUGGUCUUCUCCCAGAUCCAACACUCGAGACCUCAGUUCUCUCAAUUAGCCUUAACACGAAUGGCAUGAUUUACAUGAUACCCCUCGGACUAGGAAGUGCAAUAAGCGUACGGAUUUCAAACGAAUUGGGCGCUGGACGGCCUAGAGCAGCUCGACUAGCAGUAUUUAUGGCUGUAUUCAUGGUGGCUGCUGAAAGCAUCGUGGCGGUGGCAGUAAUCAUUCUGGGGCGCAAGUUUUGGGGAUACUGUUUUAGUAGUGAAGCACAGAUAGUUGGUUAUGUUUCUGAUAUGAUGAUUCUAAUUGCUGUGACCAAUUUAGCAGAUGGAGUUCUCUCUGUCCUAAACGGCAUUGCUAGAGGAUGUGGAUGGCAAAAAAUUGGUGCAAUUGUCAAUUUGGGAUCCUUUUAUAUCAUUGGAAUCCCACUAGGCAUAUUGUUGGCAUUUACCUUACAUCUUGGAGGGAAGGGUUUAUGGACAGGAAUCAUAGCGGCAGUUUUCGCGCAGACAUUAUUCCUGUCGAUCAUAACCAUCCGGACUAAUUGGGAGGCUGAGGCAAAUAAGGCAACUGCCAGGGUUUAUGACUCGACAAUCCCUGUUGUGGCAUAG